AUGGCAGCGCUCCGAGACUCCAUCGAGUUGGACGGCGGCGAAGACUGGGACGAUUGGGUCGAUGACAGCUCGUCUGUUAGUUUCGUCUGCGUCUUUUGUACCAGCAAGUUCCGGACUGAGGCGCCGCUACACGCACAUCUCCAAGAGACGCACGACUUCUCACUGCACCAGGAGAUCUUGACCCACAAGCUGGACACGUACGGCACGAUCCAACUCAUCAACUUCCUUCGAUGGAACGCGCUGAAUGGAGUUGCAGCUGAUCGCGUCAAGCAGACACUAGCCACGGAAGGAAGCGCUGCUUUCCAGAAAGACGAAUUCCUCAAGCCAGUGGUGGCAGACGACCCGCUGCUCUAUUGUCUUGACUGCGCCGACAGCGACAGCAGCGACGAUGGAGACGAGCAUGAAGCUGUGGAAAACAGGAAAGGUGUAAAAGUGGAGGCUUCCUCCGCUCGAGAUGACACUAGCGACCUGGCUGCUAGGCUGCAGCGAGAGAAUCAAGCGCUCAAGCAGCAAGUCGCCAGAUUGUCAAAGCUUGUGCAGGACUUUGUCGUCGAUGGUGAAAGCGAUGCGCCAAUUGAGGACGCUGCAAACAACGAUACGUAUUACUUUGACUCGUACUCGAAGGUGGAUAUCCACCGCGAGAUGAUCACGGACAGGGUCCGCACUGAUGGGUAUCGGAAUGCGAUUCUCAACAACCCGGAGGUGUUUAAAGGCAAGGUAGUGAUGGAUGUUGGCUGUGGCACAGGUAUCCUGAGCAUGUUUGCUGCUCAGGCUGGUGCUGCGAAAGUGAUUGGCAUCGACUGCAGUGAAAUGGGAGACGUGGCGCGCGAGAUUGUAGUAGCGAACGGUUUUAGCGAUGUUACCACUAUUCUUCGCGGCAAGGUGGAAGACAUGGAUCUGCCUGUCGACAAGGUAGACAUCAUUGUCUCAGAGUGGAUGGGCUACUGUCUUCUAUACGAAGCAAUGCUGGACACGGUGCUGUUUGCACGAGACAAGUGGCUUGCUCCGGAUGGUCGCUUGUUCCCUGACAAGUGUUCGCUGUUCAUUCAGGGUAUGGAGGACUCAUCCCAGCGGUUAGCUUUCUGGGACAACGUCUACGGUUUCAAUAUGCAUCCCAUCAAGUCCAAGAUCUCGAUCCGAGACGCGUUCGUAGAAGACGUUCAGCUGAGUGACAUUAUUACGAGUCGCGAGCUGCUGCAGAAGAUUGACAUUGAUCACGUCACAUACGACGAGCUCGACUUCCACUCGACCUUCACUCUGUCCAUCAUGAGGGAUGCGACCAUGCACGGGUUCGUGUCCAGCUUCGACAUUGGAUUUGAGCGCGGUAUCCCGCACCCUGAGUACUUUACAACGGGAUCCGAAGGUGUGCCGACGCACUGGCACCAGGUCUUUUUCCAUAUCUCGGAACCCUUUGCCGUGAAGAAAGGUGACCGAAUCGACGGUAAAUGGUGGGUGCGACGGAACGCUGAGAACCCACGUUUCCUAGACGUUGAGAUUCAGUGGAAGGAAGCUGUCGAGGAAGCGUUCCUUGUCCAGCGUUAUCGUAUUCAUUAG
Molecule: messenger RNA, 1554 nt
Organism: Peronospora matthiolae
Lineage: Eukaryota; Oomycota; Peronosporomycetes; Peronosporales; Peronosporaceae
Source: the annotation of a GenBank genome assembly